This is a messenger RNA of Sphaeramia orbicularis (orbiculate cardinalfish), 6973 nucleotides long. It is a transcript of the gene stard13a, whose product is annotated as StAR related lipid transfer domain containing 13a. The record is from RefSeq and is a predicted model, not a curated record. Gene Ontology annotation, biological process: signal transduction; actin cytoskeleton organization; regulation of Rho protein signal transduction. The coding region runs from base 209 to 4612 and encodes 1467 amino acids. The transcript has 18 exons. Lineage: Eukaryota; Metazoa; Chordata; Actinopteri; Kurtiformes; Apogonidae. Gene Ontology annotation, molecular function: lipid binding; protein binding; GTPase activator activity.
UUUCUGAACGAUGCAGAAUUUAAUCAGUGAUUUGCUUACGCCGGAUCCUUCUUCCACCUCUGUGGCUCUACAGGAGCAGUGUUGGAUGCAUUUUGGAUGACGCAACUGACUUCUGUUCAUGUGUCAGCGAACAUCCUCCAAAAUUUCCAAUAUGGACCUUAAAUGAAUAUCAACCAAUAGCUAUAUUUUCCCAGCUUAUCCUGGAUUGAUGAAUUGCCAGGCUCUGAUAAAUGAGCCGACAGAUUUCAUCACCUUGACAGAUGCUUCCUUAGUGAUGCAUGAAGGCCCAGUUGCAACAUUGCCUGUUCUGCAGCACCCUGACAGGCAUAUAUACCCCCAGGCUGUGGGUGUCCCUUUGGUAAAAGUUCAAGGUCAAGCUCUCCCUCCGAGUGCAACGUCUACUAGCAAACCAAGAGCUAUGUCUGAACCUGCUUCUUUGCUGCAGUGUGAUCCUGAUCCUGUGGCCAGUAAUGCUCAAACAUGGCCUGGGAAGGAGCUGAAGGGGGACAACAGCUCCCCCUGUGAUUUACAUCAGGUAGACUCAAGGCAGAAUGGAUACUGUGGAUCCAGUCAGAGUUCAGACGUGGCUUUUGCAACAGGUCAGGACACGGGUGGAUUGGACUGUGGGGCUGCUCAUCAUAGUGAUCCAGGGAUGGAGACUGAGAAUGUGAAACACUAUGAAACUACACUCUGCCAUAAUGAAUCUGUUUCAGUUGAUAAAGAUCUGCAAGAACCAGAGGAAUGCUCUCUGGAUCUGCUAAGAAUAGUAAAACAUAAACCUAGUGCCAUUGUGUUCUGUGAUUAUGACUGUAACAAUGACAACCAGGUGCCCAAUGAGAGCUCAGACGGAGGAGAGUCUUCCUCAUCCACCGCAGGAGAGGGCGAGGGUGACGAUGACGAGGAAGACGACGAGAAUUUUCCUGAGACUUUACAAUAUAAGGAAUUCCUGGUCAGUCGUCGCCGUAGGGACAGGAUCAGGAAGUCCAUGAGGAAGAGACCGGAUGCCCAGCCUUACAGUACUUGUGGUUGGCAGAAGCCCACCAGCAAGGGGAAACCUGAGUUCACAGGUGGACAGGAGGAAGAGGAGGCACAGCAGAACAAUGGAGGAGAACAGGUGGCUGCGUGUGACACCAUGACCCUGCUGAUGAAAAAGCUGGAUCAGCUCAAUGAGGGGAUCCGGGAAGUCCAAAGAGACGGCUCCUCCCCCUCCGACCCAAUCAGUGCUGACCACGAGCAGCAGAACAACCUGGGUGCUUCAGCUGUGGGUAGGAUGGCAAGCCGAUCCCUUAGUCAGGAUCAGGGAGCCCCCAGAGCUCCAGACAAACCUGAGCUGCUGACCAGGCGCCGCUCUCGACCUUUGACCCGUAGCAGACCGCUGACCCGCUCCUCUCUCUCAUCGCCAAUGCAUCUUCAUGCUCGACGAGCCAGGGCAGCUGCAAGGAUGUCCAGUGGAUCAGCAGAGAUUGAGGCGAAAGAGGCCUGCGAUUGGCUGAGAGCAGCGGGAUUUCCACAGUACGCCCAGCUCUAUGAAGAUGGCCAGUUUCCUAUUGAUAUCUCCUCGGUGAAAAGGGACCAUGACUUCUUGGACCGAGAUCUGGUGGAGCCUCUGUGUCGGCGGCUUAACACUCUGAACAAGUGUGCCUCCAUGAAACUGGAUGUCAGCCAUCCCAAGAAGAAAGGCGAUGAUUCUGAUGAAGAUGACCCACUGGCUAUCAGUAAAAGGUGGACCUUCGAGUGGAGCAGCCGGCGCUGGUCCCGCCUGCAAGAUUUCCUGUUGGACGGCACCAAUGAAAGUAGCCCAACGGGACAAGGGGAGGGGCUGCAUAGCACAGUGAGCAGCGAGAGUGUUCUGACAGACCUGAGUGAGCAAGAGAUCACAGAAAUCUCCUCGGUCCACAGCGAGGAUUCUGCCUCCGCCAUGCCUGAUUCCAUAUCUAUGGCAUCCCUCUCGGCGUCUUACCAACCGCCCAGGGAUCUUCCACACUACAACUCCCUGCCGAUCAAGAGCAGCCGCCACGGGCAAGGAGGUCGAAGUAAAGCCAAAGAGUUUUUGCGGAGAAUGGAAAUAAUGCGCACUUGGGGGCCCUCGACCAGGCGGAAAAGCUCAAAUCGUCGCCCGCCGCUGGUCAUCAGUGGACCAGUGUUACAGGGGGAGGAGCCUCAUGCACUGCAGAUGCUCCAGUGUACUCCCAUCAGCCAAUUAGAGAACAGUCCUAAACACAACCACCAAACUGAUGAUAGCACUCUGUCGGCCACUCCUGACUGUAAAAACACGUCCACAGUGAUUGUGAGUCCCAGCAUUGAGACUGUGACGCCCACUGUGAAGGAGCCUGUCGGUCCAAAACCUCGCACUGCCAGCAAAAGAAGCAGUAUGUAUUUAGAGGACAUGGAGCUGCCUUCACAGGGUAAGAGGACUGAAGGGCAGAGUCAGUUUGGUAGAAACCAGUUCCACUCUUAUGAAAACCUCCUCAUCCACAUCCCCAAAGACCAUAAACCAGGCACCUUUCCAAAAGCUCUGUCCAUAGAGAGCCUCGCUCCGUCCCCUGGUGACGGAAACGAGGCGUCCCAGACAGACACCCAGAAUCGUUCACCCAACAGCGGCCUGGGUGAACCCUGGUCUGUCAAACCCCUAUCCAAACCCCCGUGUCCUGGAGCGCCGCGGGGCAGCAGGGUCAGCGUUUACGACAAUGUGCCUGGCUCCCACCUGUACGCCAGCACCGGAGACCUGCUGGACCUGGAGAAGGAGGACAACCUGUUCCCUCACCUGGAUGACAUCAUCCAGCACGUCAGCGGUUUACAGCAGAUUGUGGACCACUGGAGCCGGAGCGUACUACCUGAGGGGGACACUGAGGGGGAGGAAGAAGGGGAAGGCAGGACCACCCCCAGUGAAGGCGACAGAGAUGGGGUCUCGCUGAAUGACACUGAUUCUACAGGGACUAGUCGGGAGAGGCGAGAUUCUGGAGUCGGAGCUUCUCUGACAAGACCACGUCUACGAUGGCCCAGCUUCAGGACCUCUGAUCAUCUCAACCAGCCCACGUCUUCCCUCCACAUCAGUAGCCAAUCAGCAGGCCAGCUCAGUCUGCUGCAGAAGUUCUCUUUGCUCCGUCUCACCGCCAUCAUGGAGAAAUACUCUAUGUCUAAUAAACAUGGCUGGACAUGGUCUGUGCCGAAGUUUAUGAAGCGCAUGAAGGUGCCGGACUACAAAGAGAAGAGUGUGUUUGGUGUUCCCCUCAUCGUCCAUGUCCAGCGCUGUGGUUUUCCACUCCCUCUGUGUUUACAGCAGGCCCUUAGCCACCUCAAAACACACUGUCUGGACCAGGUGGGAUUGUUCCGCAAGUCGGGUGUGAAGUCUCGUAUUCAGGCUCUGAGGCAGCAGUGUGAGCUAUCUCCUGACUUUGUGAGCUACGAGGACCAGUCGGCGUACGAUGUGGCCGACAUGGUCAAACAGUUCUUCAGAGACUUACCUGAACCUCUGCUCACCAGCAAACUGGGGGAAACCUUCCUGCAUAUUUACCAGUAUGUCCCAAAGGAGCAGAGGUUGCAGGCUGUCAGAGCAGCCAUUUUGCUGAUGCCAGAUGAAAACAGGGAGGUGCUGCAGACGUUGCUGUGCUUCUUACGUGACGUCACUUCCUUGGUGGAGGAGAACCAGAUGACCCCGAUGAACUUGGCUGUUUGCCUGGGACCCUCGCUCUUCCACCUCAGUUUGCUGAAGAAUGAAACGUUGUCGCCGAGGUCAAUCCAGAGGAAGUACACCACCGGCCGUCCUGAUCAGAAAGACCUGAACGAGAACCUGGCUGCCACUCAGGGUCUGGCUCACAUGAUCACUGAGUGUCAACGUCUGUUUCAGAUCCCGGAGGAGAUGGUGACCCAGUCGCGUAACUCCUACAUGGAAGCUGAGCUGAUGGUGCCUCCGCUGGAUGAACUAUGCAAGACUCAUGAGGAGGAGGGGGAGGAGGAAGAGGAAGAUGAGGAUGAGGAAGGAUCCUAUCAUGCGCACCUAGAAAGUCUGGUGCAGAACCUACUGAAAGAAGCCAAAGAUAAGAGCAAAGGCUGGGUGUCGCGCUCAACUACUGACCACACUGAACUGGCUUUUAAAAAGGUGGGAGAUGGUAACCCUCUGAGGCGGUGGCGAGUUUACGUGGAGGUGCCAGCAGCUCCCGGUGAGGUGCUGCAGCGACUCCUAAAAGAGCGCCCCCUGUGGCAGACUGAACUGCAUCAGGAGAAGGUGCUGGAGACGCUGGACAAACAGACAGAUGUGUACCAGUACUCCUGCCGCAACAUGGUGCCUCAGUCCAGCUGUGACUAUGUGGUACUAAGAUCGUGGCGUACAGACCUGUGUAAAGGCUCCUGUGCUCUGGUGUGUGCGUCUGUCGAACAUGAGGACAGCCCUCGCAUGGGAGCGGUGAGGGGGGUCGUACUGGAGUCCCAGUACCUCUUAGAGCCCUGUGGAACAGGAAGGACUAGGAUGACACAUAUCUGCAGGGUGGAUCUAAGGGGAAGAUCUCCAGAAUGGUACAAUAAGGCCUUUGGUCACCUGUGUGUAAACGAAGUCCAGAGGAUCCGCUCUUCUUUUCAAACCCUCGACCAGAUGAACACAGAGGCAAAACUGUGAUCCCCCAAAGCAUAACCUUAAUCUUGGAUGACGCUGCCGGAACACCUGGGCCUGACAGACAGAAUCCAGGGCCCAAACUGUCCCAGCACCGGACCUUUAAACCCAGUCCUGGAUCUAGACGUCUCAUCACGCUGCUGAGCCACACUGAGCUUUGCUGUAUCGUACUGUACUGACCUACAGUCAUUUACACACAGACGAGGAAAGAAGCUUUUUUAUUUAAAAACAACACAAUUUUAAUUGCCUUAUAUUUAAUUUUCACAUUCAUCUUUUCUGUGAAACUUAUUUACUUAUUAAUUUUUAAAGCCAUUAUUAUUAUUAUUGAACUUACAAUUUAAAUAUUUACCAACUGAUUAAAUAAUUUUGUAUUUCUGGAGGUUUAGCACAAUUGGCCCUUAAAUAUACAUAAACAAUGGUUAUAGUAUAUAGGGAAAUUAUUUUUGUAAUUUAUUGCUUCAUGUCCAUGUCCAGUAACUGUAAAAACAUCUUUAAAAUACCUGUUUUGUCUGGUCCAGCACCCAGAUAUUCACUUUACUCAAUAAAUAAGACAAAUUUAAAAAGGAAAUUAUGAUAGAAAUCAGCAUUUGAUAUUUUGCAUGAAACAUUCCUGGAAAUACAAUUAUUGAAAAUAAGGGAUGACUGUUAUCUGUCAGUCACUUAAUGAUAAUCAACAAGGUAUUAACAUUACAUUACACUUUAAGUCAUAUAUCCCAUUUCCUUUGAUUAUUUGAAACGUAUUUAAUAAUGUAGAAUAAAGUCAUCAAGAUACACUGUAAUGACAAAAGUAUUAAGACACCCAACUAUUAUUUGUCUAAUUUUUAGGACUUCCUAUUCCAACUGAAUUUAUGCACUGCUACAGAGGGAUAACCCUCAAUGAUUUGAUGAAAAUGUAACAUAGUAUUCAUAAUUAUCACAAUAAAAGCCAAAAGAAUAUUUCUUUGAAGUUUAAAGGCAAAUUUGUCUUCCUGAGUGAAAGUUGACAAACACUUCAGAAUAUUGAAAUAUUGAAUUUAGAAUAUAGGAUCAAAAUGUCAAUGUUGAGAAAAAUUAAAUAAAGCAUUUUAAAAGCAUAGAUAUCUGUGUACUCUACACAAAACAAAUCCUAAAGAUGAAAUAAAAACGUUGAUUGCACUGAUAUGUAUUGCAAUACAAAAUUGCAUUGUGACAUUUGAUAUUAUCAUUUUGUAGCCCUGUCCGCUGUUAGCAAGGAAACACCUGAGUUCAACGUGUCCAAAAACUUUUGUCUAUAUAGGGCGUAUCUGAAACAAUGAAAUUAAUAAAUGAAUCCAUAAAAAAUUAAUCAACAGCAACACUGACGAUGCAUCUAAAUGCCUGUAAAUUCCAAUAUCAUACCUUGAGAAUCACCUGUAAUCUAAUGCUACCUGACCUUCCUGAAUCACACCUGCUGCCAACACAUACUUUCACCUUUAUAAAAUGCACUUAAAUAUUAUAAAGCCCUCUGAGGAUGGAGAUGUAUAAAAGUCUGUGCUCUAAAGAAAUCUGUGUGAACAGAAAUGACCGAGACCAGUACAAUACUGGUACACGCAUUACACACUACAUGGAGAAAGUGCAUUAGUUCAGGACAAACAUGAGGGAUUUGAUUUACACAAAGGGGAGACACUUAUCAGGUCCAUGAGUGUGCUUUUAACCCGGUUAUGGAUACAAAGUGUUAAUAUCACUGUUAGAUUUAGCUCUCAGUCACUAUUUUCAGUGUUAAUCUUAUCUAAAUGUUAUUUUAAAGUUAUUAUUAUUGUCAUUAUAUCUCUGUAUAUGGUAUCAUUGUUGCUUUUUUUUGCAGUCAUGUUAUACAAUGUCUAGGACAUGUGACCAUUUCACUGCUUCUGGGAAGCAUGUUUGAAACUAUGUGUGUAUGGGUGAGUGCAUGGAUGUGCCCAUGUAUCUGCAUUUUAGAUACAGCCUAUGUUGUAAAUAAAACGCUCUCUGUGCCAGCGGAUCAGACAUCAUAGCUUAUCAGGGUCUUCCUAUCAUAUUGAUAUGCUGAAAUGUGAACUUCACAAACACCAUCCUACUAAAGCAAUAGUCAACUAAAGCUUGCUCCGCCAGGGCACUGCCUCGGCUUUUUUUUUUUUUUUUUUUUUUUUUUUUAGUUGUAGGCAGCGUUGCUAUGGUGUUGCUAUGAUACAAAAUCUCUACAGUGCCACCAAAAUCCUGCGUGGAUGCUGCGUGCUUGGGAACAGUGUGAUGUGUAGGUGUGUCUGGGUGUGUUUGUGUAUGUGAAAGAGGGAGUGAAUCUGACAUGAGCCUGUUUCUGAGUGGGAAGAGGCUCCAAACCUAUAGCUGAGUAGCUGAGACCGCUUGGUUAUUUCAGACAAAGUGCUAGAAAGCAGAAUCAUUGUUUCUAAA